This is a messenger RNA of Aspergillus niger, 798 nucleotides long. RefSeq lists its product as uncharacterized. The coding region runs from base 1 to 798 and encodes 265 amino acids. The transcript is spliced from 2 exons. NCBI's taxonomy places the organism in Eukaryota, Fungi, Ascomycota, Eurotiomycetes, Eurotiales, Aspergillaceae. The record is from RefSeq and is a predicted model, not a curated record.
AUGUCCCGCUCCGCUGCAGACGCGACCCGGUUCACGGCCACCGGACCCUACGCACACUCCAAGCCCGGCUCGGCCAGCGCGGCGGCCCCCUACAAGCUCCCUAGCUCGAUGGCCAAGCCCACCUCCCAGCAACAGCAACAGCCGCAGUUAAACGCCAAUGGCAGACCGGAGUCCCCCAAGGAAAAGGUUGAGCGGUUGAGGGCCCAGGCCCGCGCUGCCCGGUUAGCUCAGUCAACAUCGCGGGUGGAUCAGAUGAUUGAGGUAGGACGUCGGUUUGCGAACAAGGCGCAUAAGACGAUGGUGUACACGCUGAUUGCUGCAUCUGUCUACUCCGUCAUCUCUUUAACGCUAUACAACCGUCGGCAGCGGGCUCUGUGGGUGGAGAAGGAGAUGCAGAGACUGCAGGAUGCGAAGACGGCGUAUGCUGCCGGUACGGCUAACACGGAGCAAUUGGAGCUGCUCAAGAAUGAGAAGAUCGGGGAGAUCUUCCAGCAGAAGAAGGAGGAGGCGAAGGCGCAGCGGCCCUGGAAUCAGGUCAAGAACUUCUUCUUUGGUGGUUUGAAGCAGGAUGAGAAGGCUGCUGCUGAUAGCAGCAGCUCUAUCCCCGAUAGUGUCUUGGAGGGCGGCAGCAAGUCCGCAGUGCUGGAGGCGCUGAACGCUAAGGCUGCGGAGGACGCGGCUAAGUCUGCUCCUGCCGCUGCUGCUCCUAAGGGCCCGCUGGAUGCGUUGGCUGAGAAUGCGGAAGAUGCUGCGAAGCAGUCGACGCGAAGCUGGAAGAGCUGGUUUACUGGACGGUAA